GAUAACCUAUUAAAAAAAUGUUUUGAGAAUAUAUAAAGGAAAGACACAAUCUUACAAUUAGUCAGGGAAUCAUAUCACUUCUGUCACGACACGAAGAAGCAACGACUAGAGAAAGAAUACUCUACGAAGCCAAGAUGAAAACAAUGUUUACGGUAGUCCUCGCUACGGUCUUUCUGGCCUUUGUUUCUGCCACUCCAGAAUGUCCAUCCAAUCAAGAUGAUGUUGUCUUAGUUCCGAAUCCAAAUGACUGCGCAUCCUAUUAUGCCUGCGACGGUGGCGUAGCAUAUUUAAUGAAUUGCUCUGCUGGACUUCUCUUUAACCCCGAAUUACGAGUUUGCGAUUGGGCAGACAAUGUAACCUGUUCCAUUAAUCCUUCAUCCAGUCCAGCACCCAGCGAAGAACCCAAUGAAGUACCUGUCAAAGAAAUCAGAGAAGAAUCCAGCGAAGAACCCAUCGAGGAACCCAGCAAAGAACCCAGCAAAGAACCCAGCAAAGAACCCAGAAAAGAACCCAGCAAAGAACCCAGAAAAGAACGCAGCAAAGAACCCAGCAAAGAAUCCAGCGAAGAAUCCGACGAAGACGUUAUCAAAAUAUCCAAAACACCCAAUGCAAAACCUUGCGAAGCAUCUAGCGAAUCCAGCGAAUCCAAUGAAGAAUCUGAUGAACUACCUAUUUAUAAGUAAAGAAUCAGAAGUUUGAAGGUAUCUCGGACUUUACUGUAUAAAAUAUAUACAAUAAUAUAUUGUUAUUAUUUAUAAGAGAUGUUUCAGAAUCGCUCUUUUUGUCUAAAAUUGUCCCAUCUGAAAAUCCUGUACACACGUUUUGAGCAGUUGCACAUUAUUAUGUAUUAUAGUGACCGAUAUCAUGUAUGAAAUAUAAUUAACCUAUCACAAGCCUA
Molecule: messenger RNA, 898 nt
Organism: Bombus pyrosoma
Lineage: Eukaryota; Metazoa; Arthropoda; Insecta; Hymenoptera; Apidae
Product: chondroitin proteoglycan-2-like
Exons: 2
Coding region: 135-683 (182 amino acids)
Cellular component (GO): extracellular region
Molecular function (GO): chitin binding
Source: RefSeq, a predicted model, not a curated record